Molecule: messenger RNA, 2646 nt
Organism: Bufo bufo (common toad)
Lineage: Eukaryota; Metazoa; Chordata; Amphibia; Anura; Bufonidae
Gene: STK40
Product: serine/threonine kinase 40
Exons: 11
Coding region: 126-1457 (443 amino acids)
Biological process (GO): protein phosphorylation
Molecular function (GO): ATP binding; protein kinase activity
Source: RefSeq, a predicted model, not a curated record
CAAGUGCGCAGCGAUGGAGAGCCGGGCUUGAUGGUCGGAGGAGGCCUGCCUGUCUCUCUUUCCGUGCAUAGCGCUGGGCAUGAGUCCGGUGUGAGGUGGAGCGAGUGCUGCGUAUCAGAUAGAGGAUGAAGAGAAGAGCAUCUGAAAGGGAUUCUGGGGAGACAUCUGCCAGAUCCAAGGCUCUUUGCAGCAGUAUCUCUGGAAGCAAUGCCAAGAGGGCCGGACCAUUCAUUCUAGGUCCACGAUUGGGCAACUCUCCUGUGCCCAGCAUUGUGCAGUGCUUAGCACGGAAGGAUGGCACGGAUGACUUCUAUCAGCUUAAGAUAUUGAGUUUGGAAGAACGACCAGACAAGAUGGGAGAGACUCAGGAGGAGAGACAAGGCAAAAUGUUGUUACAUACUGAAUAUUCCCUGUUAUCUCUGCUGCACAAUCAAGAUGGAGUGGUCCAUCAUCAUGGCCUCUUCCAGGAUCGAACCUGUGAAAUUGCUGAAGACAUGGAUGCCAACAAGUUAGUAAGGAAGAUGCGGAAGCGCAUAUGCCUUGUCCUGGAUUGCCUCUGUGCCCACGAUUAUAGCGACAAGACUGCCGACUUAAUCAAUUUACAGCAUUACGUUAUUAAGGAGAAGCGGCUGGGGGAGAGAGAGACUGUGGUCAUAUUCUACGAUGUUGUCCGGGUAGUGGAAGCGUUACACAAGAAGAACAUUGUGCACAGAGACUUAAAGCUGGGUAACAUGGUGCUCAACAAGAGGACACAUAGAAUAACCAUCACCAACUUUUGCCUAGGGAAACAUUUGGUGAGUGAAGACGACCUAUUGAAGGAUCAGAGAGGAAGUCCGGCUUAUAUCAGUCCUGAUGUACUUAGUGGUCGUCCUUACCGUGGCAAGCCAAGCGACAUGUGGGCACUUGGAGUGGUCCUUUUUACUAUGUUAUAUGGCCAGUUCCCCUUCUAUGACAGCAUACCUCAGGAACUCUUUCGCAAAAUUAAGGCAGCAGAAUAUUCUAUUCCAGAAGAUGGCAGGGUGUCGGAGAACACAGUGUGCCUCAUUAGAAAGUUGCUGGUUUUGGACCCUCAACAGCGUUUGACUGCCUCAGAAGUUUUAGAGUCUCUUGGAGGCAUCAUAUCCUCAUGGCAAUCCAUGUCCUCUUUGAGUGGCCCUCUACAAGUUGUGCCUGACAUUGAUCAUGUCACCAGUCCAGAGAACUCACAAGAGGCAAAGGUGACGGAGGAGUCUUCACAGUAUGAGUUUGAAAACUACAUGCGACAACAGCUUAUUUUGGCUGAAGAGAAGAACACAAUUCAUGAAGCCAAAAACUUUCCUCAAAAACGUCAUUUUGGCAAUUUCCCCCCUAUUAGAAGAUUGGGCUAUGAUGCUCAGCCAAUGAGCCCUUUGGACGCUGCAAUUUUGGCCCAGCGAUACCUUCCUCCACCGCACCUGUCUCUUCCAAAUUCUCACUAACCACUUUUUUUCCUCUGUUUGAGUCGCAAGUUCAUUUUUUGUUUUUCCCAAAAGAAAAUGAAAGUGGCUAAAUCCGUUCCGUCGUGAAAGGCCACUUGGUGCUAACCCCCUUCCCUUUUGCUCCUUUCUGUUCAGUUUGAAAAAGAACAUUGCACAUACGUCCUGUUAUUAUUCCCUCCCCAUAAUCUGAUAGCAAUACACUUUCCAGCACAAGAAAUAUCUACCAAUGUAGCAAUCUUCUGUUUGACAGGGUUUCUUUUUAGGGUGUUCUCGGCUGCAUACACAGCAGGCACUGCAGCAUUAAGUGUCAGUCAUUUCUCCCCACCACAUCCUACCAUCUUAUGGAUUCUUUUGCAAUCAGCCUUUUUUAUAUAUGCAUAUAUAUAGAUCUAUACAUAGACAUUAAAUCUACCUCUUCUUAUUUUUAAUUUUUUUUUCAGUAGGGUUCCACAAAGUUAUGAAAUGCAGCAUUAGGAGGAGCCCACUGUGGAACAGAUUUGUCUUUUUAUUUGCUAUUUGUUCAUAAAGUCAGCCCCCCCAUCUAAAUGAGGGGGUUGUAUAAUCUAGAUAUUAUGUGUACAUAUAUAAAUAUAUAUAUCCUUAUAUAGAGGUAUAUAUUUGAUAUUGAAUAUCCGCUGGAUUGCAAUAUCCCUGUAGAAAGAAUAAGCUGUGUUAUAACCAUCAGGCUUAUAACGUCUCAUAUCCUGUAUGCCUGCGAGCAGACAUAUGCUUUUAUUUUUUAGUUGUAUUCCCUUUGGAUUUUCAUAUUUAUUAAAAUGUGUGUGUUUUUUUGCAUAUAUGCUGCAGUUCCAUGGUAAAGCUUAGUAGGAUUUUUUUUCUGCAUGCUUGCCUUUCGUCUCAGACUAAAUAGAUGAAGGCAAGCAAAUUUGUCCUGCAUGGAAUACAGACUCCACUUUUUGGAAUGAAUAUCCAGAAGAUUCCAUAGAAACAAUAGUUUCCGCUCCAUGAUCUUGUCAAACAUAAAUGUGACCCAGAAAUGUUUGACUCUCCUGAAGGAGUGCCAAAAAGAUAUCAGAUCCUUCCCAAAACACAGUAAUUAGUUAAAGCAGAUUUGUACCUAUGAAACUGGCUGACCUGUUCCAUGUGCACUUGGCAGCUGAAGGCAUCUAUGUUGGUCCCGUGUUCAUAUGUGCCCACAUUGCUGAGAAAUGUGUUUUUAAUAUCUGCA